Messenger RNA from Lytechinus pictus (painted urchin), 3504 nucleotides. RefSeq lists its product as uncharacterized. Bases 638 to 1732 code for a protein of 364 amino acids. The record is from RefSeq and is a predicted model, not a curated record. Gene Ontology annotation, molecular function: protein binding. The transcript has 7 exons. NCBI's taxonomy places the organism in Eukaryota, Metazoa, Echinodermata, Echinoidea, Temnopleuroida, Toxopneustidae.
GCAGAAUGAGGGGUAAACAAUGUGCAGACAGGCUCCUUCCUCGAAACUGCGAGGUUCACAACGAUUUUUACACCACAAAAUCCAUCUAAGCCCUACUUCAGACAGAAGUUCAUUCGGAGACCCUCGAUUCUUCUCGGCUAGAAUACUUCUAAUAGAGAGAGUCGACUGAGAAGUACGUCAGCAGAAGGGCUUCACUCGGUCCAUAUUAUACACCAUGUAUAGCUUCGGGGAAUAAUUGCAUCGACCCAAAUGGUUUGCCCUACUCGGGUUCCUAGUCGUAUUCCUGCUAGAAUUUCAUGCACAAGCUCAGGAGCCCUCAUUCUCACUCAGCAUCAGCUCCAGUGACCCUCUUUUGCCGUGUGUUUAUCGAGGAGAUCCGUACUUGAACGGCGAAACGUGGGCCGUAGACGAAUGCACUACCUGUUCCUGUGAUAACGGUACAACUACCUGUGUGAUUGAAAGUUGUCAACCAGCAUUCUGCGCUUCACCAGUUAAACCCGAGGGAGGAUGUUGCUACGUCUGCCCAUACAAUGUCCUGGUGAAGAAAGUCCGGCCUGAAAUCACAAGCAGAGAUACAUUCACAGAGGGAGGGAACAAUCAAGUAAGCGUUGAUGUUUCCAUCAAGUUUCAUGAUGCUAUGGACACCACCGGAGUCUCAGGAGAAGACCUUUGGAAGCUUUCUGCUUGGGCUUCAGCCACCCCAGACGGCAAUGGACCAAGGAUUGGAUUCGAAGGGGACAUUCUAGAUCUGAAACAAAAAGACCAGUCCUUAAAUGGAAGAGAAAAAAUCAAGUUUACCAAUCUGGACUUCUCCUUUUCCGACCCAAUGGCCGAAUGCGUAGACAUGAAGUAUAUCUGUGUGAGGAUCGAGAGGGGAGAUAACACAUUUACCACUGGUUUCCUUGACUAUACUUUAGGAGGAUACCCAGACUCCAAUGCACAGACUGGUUGUACAAGAGCUCCAGAAUGUCGACGUAGUCAAGCUGAGGGGUCAGACAGCGUCAGCUCCGGCGAGGGUCUUUUGCCAUGUGUUUAUCGAGGAAUGCCGUACUUGCACUCCGAAAAGUGGGUUGUGGACGAAUGUACCACCUGUGCCUGCGACAAUGCUAGUACUACAUGUGUAAUUGAGACUUGUCAGCCAACAUUCUGCGAUACGCCAAUAAAACCUGAGGGAAUAUGUUGUAACAUUUGCUCGUACAAAGUCCUGGUGAUGACAGUCCUGCCUGUUAUCACAUACAGAGAUACCAUUGUAGAGGGAUGGGACAAUCAAGUUAGCAUUGAUGUUUCCAUCAAGUUUCAUGAUGCUUUGGGCACCACUGGAGUUUCCGGAGAAGACCUUUGGAAGCUUUCUGCUUGGGCUUCAGCCACUCCAGACGUCAAUGGACAAAGGAUUGGAUUCGAAGAGGACAUUUUAGAUCCGACACAAAAAGACCAGUACUUCAGCAAAAGAGGAAAAUUCGAGUUUACCAAUCUGGACUUCUCAUUUUCUGAAUGCAAAGACAUGGAGUAUAUCUGUGUGAGAAUCGAGAGGGGAGAUAACCCAAGGACAACUGAGAACCUUAACUAUACUUUAGGAGGAUACCCGGACUCCAAUGCACAGACAGGUUGUACAGAAGCCCCAGAAUGUCGACACGGUCGAGGUACUUUUUUCAGUUCGCUACUGUCGAAAGUACUUCAGGAAGCUCGUGGAAAGAUGAUUAUGAAUGUAUUCAUUUCCGGUUCUGAUUGCUGAUUACCGAUGUAGUUCACCAUUGUCUUUAACUUUUUUGAUCAUCCAAUAACCUUCGUAACAGUGUAUAGCUGAAUUAACACUGAAUUUGUAAAACUGUUCGGACCAAUUAACAAAUAUAUAUAAACAAAUUAUGCCAGAGAGUUCAAUAUAAUCUCAACCUUGUUUGCCAGUUUAUGCAUUCUAUGGCAAUAAUCAUGAAAGUUCGUGUAUAAGUGAUUUAUAAAUGAAUCAAUUUAUAGAGUGCGUAUAAUACAAAAAAGCGGGACUUGAAAAAGUCAUGGGAAUUAAUAAAAAAUACAUCACAUUUUUUUCCUAUACAUUCUCGGUGUUGGCUAUAAUGUACAAUUAAUCGUAAAAAUCGAGUGUACGAUUAAUCGCUAACGUGUAUGUUACAUGUCCCUUAUGUUACCGUCCUUGAUGUUUGCGAAAGGUGGGUAUUGCCGCUUUCAGUGACUCGCUGGUUCGGAUCAGGCCUGGGCUAAGUCGUACAAUUUUUAGUUAAUGAAUGGCGUGGGCACUAAUAUCCCGCGUCAGGUUCCGGGCUAUUGCGGCGGUGAUUACGGCAAAAAUGCAUUUCUGAUAUAUAGAACAGCCACAUUCUUUUCCGAUUUUUGGAGCCUCCAUUGCAUGGCCCUGCGAAGCAGGGGUGUUGGGACGGUGUGCUGAAGCACGUCCAAGAUAAGAUUUUCUCAGGCGGUGCUGCGUGUAUUAUUUUCCAUAUGCAGCCAUGGAAUUUCGGCAGAUGUGUCACAUUAGGCAGAUGUAAAGUAAAAUAAGAUUUUGCGUAGAAAUCCCCUUUUUUGCUUGUCUGAUUUCGUGGGAUCAAAACGACCUUCAUUUUGUAGGGAACCUUUUUUUUUUUUGCUUGUCGACGUUAGUUCAGCCCCCAGCAAAAUAAUCAUUCCCAGGACCAUGCUCCAUGAGACAAAAAUAACCCCUGCAUUGGCGCUCGAGUGAGUGUUUGGGCAAGGAAACAAAUGGAAAGGGUAAUGGUUAUCUACAAAGCAAUGUUCUCAGCAAAAAUCCAUGUGCUCUUCAUGAUUAAUGUCUACUUUUAUAACUUUCCAAGUUUUGCACGAAUCAUUUAAAAAAUAUUGCUCACUUACGGGGAAAGAUUUUCGAAAGUUACAUCCCCAUUCGCUUAAAAAGAACUGGUCCAAUGUAUAAAUAUGGAAAAAGCUUUACGAUAUCACACAUAUAUUAUUUCAUGGGAUUAUUCCAAAGUGUAUUUUUUACACGCACUAUACAUUCAUGACAUGAUAUAAAAGUGUAUGCCCUAAAACAGUUACGAUAUGGAGGACAUGACAUUGAAUUGUGUUAUACAUGAUAAACUUUGCGAUUUUACAUGAAAAAUCAAUUCUAUCGGGUGCUCUCUCGCGUCGGGUGCACAAGAACUGACGAAAAAAAUAUCACCUCCGCCUUGCCUUCUAUGGUCAUGCGUACUCAUCUUCCUCUUUCUCAAUCCAUUUUUUUAAAUGUCACUACUAUAUUAAAACAUAUAUAUAUAUAUCUUUAUGUAUCUCUUUGUUUAUAUGUAUGUGUUUCUUUAAUGCAGAAUUGCUAUAUCUUUUAUAUCUUUGGUACUAUUUUAUGUCUUCCAUUUCUGCGGUUGUUACAAAGGCGAUCUGUGCAAAGAAUAUUAAAGUAAAAAUAUGUUUUCAAUUAAUUAGACAUACAAUAUAAGAAAUAAUCAAAACAUAAAACAAAAGGUGGAUGUGGGAAAAAAUUCCAUGCAAUCAAUACUUAUAAUCAGUGGCGUAAUGCCCCCCCCC